Messenger RNA from Symphalangus syndactylus (siamang), 1585 nucleotides. RefSeq names its product catechol-O-methyltransferase (gene COMT). Gene Ontology annotation, cellular component: axon; membrane; dendrite. NCBI's taxonomy places the organism in Eukaryota, Metazoa, Chordata, Mammalia, Primates, Hylobatidae. The record is from RefSeq and is a predicted model, not a curated record. Gene Ontology annotation, biological process: catecholamine catabolic process; developmental process; dopamine metabolic process. Gene Ontology annotation, molecular function: catechol O-methyltransferase activity; magnesium ion binding.
GCCCAGGGGUGGAGGAGGCCAGACUUGAAGGGGGUGUCUCCUUCAAGAGAAAGUAGGCAGGUGUGGAGGUGAUAGGAGGAGAGGCCUGAGAGGAGCUAGUUUGGGGAGAUCUCAAGUAUCCCAAAGAAGCCACCGAUGUUCCAAAUUAUCCUUGGUAAAGUCACAUCAACAAGGAAGGAAGCAGACAGAGGCGCGCUUCUUCCUCGCAGUUUUGUUUUGACAUGCUGAUUAAAGUAGAGCAGAGGGCGUGAUCAGCAGGGCGCCAGUAAGAAGCUCCCACAGGAGGAGCGGGAACACACAACAGAGCGGGCAAGACAGCUCCACCAGGAGUCAGGAGUGAAUCCCCUCUGGGAACGAGGCGCCAGGAAGAAGAACUUCCAGCCCAGGAGAAAUAACAUCUGCUUUGCUGCCGAGCUCAGAGAAGGAGAUCCCAGACCCUUCCCGCAGCCAGAGGGCUGGAGCCUGCUCAGAGGUGCUUUGAAGAUGCUGGAGGCCCCACCUCUGCUGUUGGCAGCUGUGUUGCUGGGCCUGGUGCUGCUGGUGGUGCUGCUGCUGCUCCUGAGGCACUGGGGCUGGGGCCUGUGCCUUAUCGGCUGGAACGAGUUCGUCCUGCAGCCCAUCUACAACCUGCUCAUGGGUGACACCAAGGAGCAGCGCAUCCUGCACCACGUGCUGCAGCAUGCGGAGCCCGGGAACGCACAGAACGUGCUGGAGACCAUCGACAUCUACUGCGAGCAGAAGGAGUGGGCCAUGAACGUGGGCGACAAGAAAGGCAAGAUCGUGGACGCCGUGAUUCAGGAGCACCAGCCCUCUGUGCUGCUGGAGCUGGGGGCCUACUGUGGCUACUCAGCUGUGCGCAUGGCCCGCCUGCUGUCACCAGGGGCGAGGCUGCUCACCAUCGAGAUCAACCCCGACUACGCCGCCAUCACCCAGCAGAUGGUGGAUUUCGCUGGCGUGCAGGACAAGGUCACCGUUGUGGUUGGGGCAUCCCAAGACAUCAUCCCCCAGCUGAAGAAGAAGUAUGAUGUGGACACGCUGGACAUGGUCUUCCUCGACCACUGGAAGGACCGGUACCUGCCGGACACGCUUCUCCUGGAGGAAUGUGGCCUGCUGCGGAAGGGGACAGUGCUACUGGCUGACAAUGUGAUCUGCCCAGGUGCGCCAGACUUCCUAGCACACGUGCGUGGGAGCAGCCGCUUUGAGUGCACACACUACCAAUCAUUCCUGGAAUACAGGAAGGUGUUGGACGGCCUGGAGAAGGCCAUCUACAAGGGCCCAGGCAGCGAAGCAGGGCCCUGACUGACCCCCCCGGCCCCCCUCUCGGGCUCUCUCACCCAGCCUGGUACUGAAGGUGCCACAGACGUGCUCCUGCUGACCUUCUGCAGCUCCGAGCUGUGUCCUAAAUGCAAAGCACACCUCGGCCGAGGCCUGCGCCCUGACAUGCUGACCUCUCUGAACUGCAACACUGGAUUGUUCUCCUUUUUUAAGACUCAAUCAUGACUUCUUUACUAACACUGGCUAGCUAUAUUAUCUUAUCUACUAAUACCGUGUUUUAAAAAUAUAAAAUAGAAAUUAAGAAUCUAAA